Molecule: messenger RNA, 3156 nt
Organism: Adineta ricciae
Lineage: Eukaryota; Metazoa; Rotifera; Eurotatoria; Adinetida; Adinetidae
Source: the annotation of a GenBank genome assembly
AUGGCCGACGACAACCAACAGAAACUAAAAAAAUCCUUAGAAUUACUUAUUACUGCUGUAUCGAAUGAGGUUAAAAGUCCCAAGAAUGAUUUGAAGACGAAAAUUCAAGCAGUUCUUGAUCAAAAUCUAUUUUCGUCGUCAACUCAAUGUCGAGGUUAUCUUUUACGUGCAGCAGAACCAUUCAUGAAUGGAGAUAAAGUUAAUUUGGCACAAGCAUUACAUGAUCUUCGAGGCCGACUGGCUCUACUCGAUGCGGCUCAAGCUGCCUACGAUGGAAACUUUUCGAUCGUGAAAACUUUCGUUGAAGCCUAUCCAAAUUUGAAAAAUGCAUCCGGUGUUUUCGGAACGACUCUCCUCUAUUCAUCAGCAAGGAACAAUCAUUUUGAUAUAGUUAAAUACCUUAUUGAAACAGCUGAUUGUUUAGUGAAUGGGGAAAAUGUUGAAUAUGUUACUGAUCAAGCAGCGGCGUCACCCAAAGCAACCGUUGGUUCCACGGCAUUACAUGCGGCAUGUUACAACGGACGGUUGGAUAUUGUGAAAUACCUCAUUCAACAUGGUGGUGACUAUUUCGCGCUGAAUAAUAUUCAUGAAACUCCAAUUGAGAAUGCACAGUAUCAAAAGAAUAUUCGAGAGUUUUUCUGCAGUUUUCUUCUCUAUUCAUAUUCGAAAGAAAUUACUCGUGCUCCAACGAAGACAGUUCUCGGUGAGAUUCGCAAGAUGAAAGAGUUGGUCGCCGAUUGCUUUUGGGAAUAUAAACCCGCUGUGGUUAACCAAUGGUUUUCAUUUGGUUCCGAUCACGCUGCGCAACUUCAGGAAUCUCUUAACGAACAGCAGUUCAGCAACAAUGUACUUUUGAGUGGAACAAGAGAUGCUCAUUGUGUUUCACUGAUACGGUUUGUACGUUUCAAACGUAGUGAUCCGGAUGAUGGAAACUUUGCUUGGGUUCGUUGUCGCGGGUCGUCUCUACUAAACUUUCAUUGCUAUGGUCAAUGGCAACUGAUGUUCAACCAACAUCCAACUGCUGUAACAAAUCUUUCAUCUCUAUCACAAAUCUUUCAGACAUCAUCGCCAGAUCCAAUACAACUCCAUUCAUGGUAUAACUUCGAUGAAGAAAACAAUUUUCUACUCGAAACGGCAGUGAACUAUCGACGAAAAUAUCUUAAUGUUACACUAGAUUUUCUCAAGAAGGAAAAACUCGUAUUCGAUUUAGAAAACUUUGCAUUUACCAACCAACAGAACACAAUUGCUGGAUUUCUUCGUUGGAUACCACGAAUCAUUGCUAAUGACAGCACGUUUACCAUACUUGAUAAUUUUCAAAUACCGAACAAUAGUGAUUGUUUACUUCUGACAACCACGCGUACGAAAACAAGCAAAAACAAAGGAGAUAACCCAGAAAUGGAACCCUAUCAAUUGAAGUACGAACGCGUCUUUAAAAAUGACGAAAUAGAUUUACUCGAAAAAAAGUCGUCAUCAUAUGACAAAGACCUCGGAACGUUACUUCACGUCACUCAAGACAGUUUAACAAAGUAUGACGCCGAUGUUAUUGUCGUUUGUACUUCAUCAAAAGCCCUCCUUGGCAAUAUUCUAAAAUUCCUCGGCAAAUCUGCCGAAGAAGCCUUUCUGAAAAAAGUGCAGGAAAGCAAAGACGAACUCAUCAUUAGCAUUCCUACCAAUAAAAAACUCCUAUCGAAGAUGGUUUAUUUUGCUCAAUGGCAAGCCAAUCCCGAUCCUCAGAUAAAUCGUGACUCGAUCGAAAAUCUUGUUGCAAAGGUGAUACAACAAGCUGACAAGGAUGGUUUUAAAAGCAUUGCCUUUCCGGCGAUCGGUUGUGAAGAACAAGGAUGUUCGAUAAGUGCCAGUGCUCAAAUAUUAAUUGAUGAAGUUGUUCGUUGGGUUCUCAAAUAUCCCAUUACAUUCACAUUUGUUAUUCUAAACAGAAGAAUGGAUAUCCAUGAAGAAUUUGAGAAACGAAUCAAUCGGUAUAAAAAACAGGGACAAAUUUCGAUUUCUGUAGGAAAAGGAACAAUAUUUGUCGAAAAAGGAAAUCUUACUAAGCAAAACGUUGAUGUCAUUAUUGGAAGCUCCUCCUCGGAAAACCUUCAAUACGCUUUAUUCAAAGCCGGCGGCGAUGAAGUAGAAACUACAUACCACAAAGAAGAUGCUGCUAAUCCAAAUUCUUUGAUUAUACCAACUCCGCCUGGUAAUUUACCAUGUAAACGCGUGUUUUUCCUUCGAUGGAAGCCUGAGAGUGAUCCCGAUGAACUCCGACAGUCAAUCAUUGACUUGAUUUGGAAUCUAAUUCAAAAUGUCAACUCGCAUCAUUUCAGCUCCAUCGCAUUUCCAGCCAUCGGCUGUGGUGAACAUGCGUGUUCAGUUGAUGUCGUAGUUAAAACAAUGGUGAGAGAAAUGAAAAAACAAAUUCUCACACGAAAAUUGCCGUGGACAGUGAAGUUCGUUAUCGAACCUAACCAGCAAACGAUUUAUGAUGAAUUUUGCCGACAUUUAUUAUCAUCCGAUGACAAUAAAAAACCGGAUGGAGAUUUUCAAGUACCUUCAACAUGGCAAAAAUCCAAUGAUCAUAAAAUUCGAUUUAUUGUGCCACCAAACAGUCCCGAAUAUAAAUCCAUUAUCAAUGAUUUUCUUUCACCGAUGACUCCAUACUGCAAAGAAAUCAUUCGCCUUGAACGUAUUCAAAACGAGCGAUGGUAUAUGCAGUAUCUUGCACAUGCGAGAGAUUUCCAGAAACGUUUGAAUGCGAAUACCGAAAAGCGUCUAUAUCACGGAUGUCCCGAAGUUGCUGCAGAUGCGAUCAUUGAAGAUUGCUUCAAUCGAAGUUUUGCAGGAGUGAACGGUAAGUUCGAACGUGCCUUUUAUUCUUCAGACAUGUUUCUUCCAUGCCUUCUUGCAGGAACAUCAUACGGUUAUGGAGUAUAUUUCUCUUCGAAUGUUAUCUACAGUCACGGAUAUACAAGAGCAAAUGCGAAUGGAGAACGAUGUAUGUUUGUUGCUCGUGUUCUUGUUGGCAAGUCAACAUUAGGAAAUAGUUCGAUGAAGACUCGACCGAUUGGGUUCGAUUCGACAACAGAUGGAAACCAUAUGACGGUUACCUACCACGAUGCUCAAGCUUAUGCAGAAUAUUUAAUCACAUAUAAAUAA